UUAAAAUAAUAUGUAGAUGUCCCAUGAUAAUGGACAAGUUGAGAGCAAUGCGGAGGCUUUGUCUGCAGCUGUUCGCAUAGCCCAGUUCCUGAGCUCGCAAGGACUCUCGCACAAGGACAAUGUCGGGCUUAUAGCUAGAAACGACAUUCAUGUUACUCACGUUUUGUUGGGUUGCCUUUUCAAUGCCACGCCCUUCCAUGCCGUCAAUCCGCAGCUGGAGACGGAAGCCAUAGCUGCUCUGUAUGCGAUAACAAGGCCAAAGCUGAUAUUCUGCGAUGGCGGCGAUUACGAACUCUUGAAAUCCCUAACUAAAGACUGGAGGCCAAAGAUUAUAACGCUGAUCGAUCAUGUUGGGAAUGUGCCCAGCAUUGAGGAUCUCUUGGGAUCAACCAAAACGGCAAAGAACUAUGCACCCGUAAAACUUGUGCAUGGCGGCGAUCAAACCAUGGCCAUUGUCUGCUCCUCGGGCACUUCGGGCUUACCCAAGGCUGUGACAAUAACCAACUCUCAACUAUUGCUGAUAGCACCCGUCAGCGGCAUUAAUGAUGUGGUGUACACAACCGCUGGCUAUGAUUGGUUGUCCGCCAUAAAGUGUCUGCUGAGCAGCACCCUCAACGGAGCCGUUCGCGUUGUUUCGCGUCAGCCCUUCAGCACGGAGCUGAUUGUGGAUAUUGUCAGGAAAUGGCAGGUGACUUACUGUUAUCUGUCGCACUGGCAGUUCAAUGAGCUGUUCACCAGUCCGUUGGCCACGCCGGAGCAUCUGUCCAGUCUGCAGUUCGUGCAGUACAGCGGGGGCUGGGUAUCGGCGGGCGUUGUGCAGGCAGCUCAGCGCAUCAUCGAAUCCACGCUCUUUGUGUGUGUGUACGGCACAACGGAAACGGAUGGCAUAGCGGUGUGCAUAAAUCCGGAAACGGAAAAUCUGGUGGGCGCUUUGCUGCCCGGCAUUACGGUGCGGAUCGCGAAUGAACAGGGUGACAGGCUGGCGCACAACGAGAUUGGCGAAAUACUGAUAAAGACAAACCAGAACUGGAAUGGUUACUAUGGCAAUCCGGCGCAAACGGCUCAAACGCUCGAUUCCGAGGGCUGGUUCCACAUGGGUGAUCUGGGCUACUUUGAUAAGGAUAAUAGGCUUUAUAUAGUGGAUCGCAAAAAGGAUUUGCUUAAAUACAAAUCCAUGCACUACACACCCAACGAGAUUGAGAGGAUCAUCAUCGAGUUGCCGGAUGUGCAGAAGGUCUGUGUGGUUGGCAUUAAGGAUCGGUUAUAUGGUGAUGCGGCUGGCGCAUUAAUUAUCCGCAAACCCAAUAGCCACUUAUCCGAACAGCAGGUCAUCAAUCAUGUGGCCGAACGUAUUCCCGUCGAGUACAAGCAGCUCCAUGCGGGCGUUCGCUUCGUGGACAGAAUUCCCGUCAAUGCCAAUGGAAAGCUGCUGAGAAAUGCAGCUAAAGAAAUAUUUAAAACCACUUCAAGAAUGCCCAAAGCUUCGCUUUAAGUUCUAUUAAAAAUGUAUCAAUC
Messenger RNA from Drosophila virilis, 1515 nucleotides. Lineage: Eukaryota; Metazoa; Arthropoda; Insecta; Diptera; Drosophilidae. The record is from RefSeq and is a predicted model, not a curated record.